AUGUCUUACUCUGCGCUUGCAGUCCGUUUAUUAAACAUGUCCAAGCCGCCAGGCGAUCCGAUUUUGCCGUCGAAGCUUCGACAGGCGACUGAAGCUGAUCUGUCGAAGUCCAAUGGCACAGCUUCCACGGGUGCAGACCACCAAAAUCAGCCUGAUGCGGCAGGAACUCAAAGCUCGACUCCCAAGAAAGGCAUCACUUUUGCCAACCAGGAUUCGCUUCCCAAGCUCCCCAUCCCCGAUCUCGAGUCCACUUGCCGAAAAUACCUCGAUGCUCUGUAUCCCUUGCAGACUCCGAGAGAACACGAGGAGACAAAGGCGGCGGUGCAGGAAUUCCUGAAGACAGAUGGCCCCGAACUCCAGGAAAAAUUGAAGAAAUAUGCCUCAUCCAAGACGAGCUACAUCGAGCAAUUCUGGUACGACUCCUACCUGAAUUUCGACAACUCUGUCGUCUUGAACCUCAAUCCAUUCUUCCUGCUGGAGGAUGACCCAACCCCUGCGCGAAACAAUCAAGUGACUCGGGCCGCAUCGCUCGUGAUUUCAGCGCUGUGCUUUGUUCGAGCUGUGAGGCGAGAAGAACUGCCGCCUGAUACUGUCCGGGGCACACCGCUUUGCAUGUUUCAGUACUCCCGACUGUUUGGUACGGCCCGGAUUCCCACGGAGAAUGGUUGCAUCAUCGGUCAAAACCCGAAUUCAAAACACAUCGUGGUCUUAUGUCGGGGACAGUUCUAUUGGUUUGACGUGCUGGAUGACAACAACGACCUGAUCAUGACCGAGAAGGAUGUGGCGGUAAACCUUCAGGGCAUUAUUGACGACGCCCAGCAGACGCCGCUCCAGGAAGCCGCAAAAGGGGCUCUGGGUAUUCUGAGUACGGAAAAUCGAAAAGUGUGGUCGAACUUGAGAGAUCUUCUCACCAAGGAGGAGGGAUCAAAUAACGCCGAGUGCCUUCAAAUUGUCGAUGGCGCCAUUUUUGUGUUGUGUCUGGACCACAUGGAACCGUCCAGCACGGCAGAUCUCUGUGCCAACAUGUUGUGCGGCACGAGCGAGAUUGUGCGAGGCGUGCAGAUUGGAACGUGUAUCAACCGGUGGUAUGAUAAGCUUCAGAUCAUCGUCUGCCAGAAUGGCAGUGCCGGUAUCAACUUCGAGCAUACCGGCGUGGACGGUCAUACGGUGCUGCGCUUUGCCAGCGACGUCUACACGGAUACGAUCCUUCGGUACGCCAGAUCCAUCAAUGGCCAGGCACCGACCCUGUGGGCGUCUCAGAGCCCGGACCCGGCCAAACGGGACCCUCGAAGCUUUGGCAACGUCAGCACGACCCCCCGCAAACUGCAGUGGGAUAUGACCCCGGAGCUUAGUAUCGCGCUUCGGUUUGCCGAAUCCCACCUCGCCGACCUUCUCCAGCAACAUGAAUUCCAGGUUCUCGACUUCAACGGGUACGGGAAGCACUUCAUCACUUCCAUGGGAUUCUCGCCGGAUGCCUUUGUGCAAAUGGCAUUCCAAGCCGCAUAUUAUGGGCUGUAUGGCCGUGUCGAAAACACCUAUGAGCCGGCCAUGACGAAGAUGUACCUUCACGGUCGGACCGAGGCCAUCCGGACGGUCACCCCGGAGGCGGUGGAAUUCGUGAAGACGUUCUGGGGCGACAACCCCCCUGAGCAGAAGGUGGCGGCGCUGCGGAAGGCCACGGAACGGCACGUUGCCAUCACAAAGGAGUGUUCGAAGGGUCUGGGUCAGGAUCGACAUCUGUAUGCCUUGUAUUGUGUCUGGCAGCGGUCCUUUGAUGAAGAGCCCUCGGUCAACGGCAGCGCCGAAACCAGUUCCAACGGCUAUUCCAGUCCGGCGGAGAAUCUUUCGAAUGCCGAGUCCCCCAAGCGCUCGGCCACUCCGUCGGAAGAUGGGCUGUCUUCCAGCAGCUACGGCAACGCCCGUCUGCGACCGAUGCCGGCCACACCGGCCAUCUUCAGUGAUCCAGGUUGGGACAAGCUCAACACGACGAUCCUGUCUACGUCAAACUGCGGAAAUCCCUCUCUGCGGCACUUUGGAUUCGGCCCGACGUCCGGCGACGGCUUUGGAAUUGGCUACAUCAUCAAAGAAGACUCCAUUUCCAUUUGCGCAUCGUCCAAGCACCGCCAGACGGCCCGAUUGAUGGAUACGCUGGAGUCCUACUUGUUGGAGAUCCGGAAGCUCUUGCGGGCCACGAGCCGCAAGACCAUGAGCCCACGGACCAGUCGAGCGAGGGAAAUGGAGCUCAUUUCUGAGAGAGGAGAGCAUCGCCGGGGCCGUCUCAUCCGUCAGGACACCAAUCACGUUCGGGGGACGGAAACGCCGACGACGGACAGUGGCGAGGUGGAGGAUGAUGGAAUGGGAGGAUAUGGAUUCUUCGAUGCGGGGAUGCUGCUCCACGCGCUCAAGGGUCUUCAGGCGGACCGGGAGCGCGGGUCAGACAAGCCAGCCCGGCGACGUCCAGUCGGAAAGAAGCUUCAACUUGCCGAAUACUAG
Messenger RNA from Rasamsonia emersonii CBS 393.64, 2493 nucleotides. Its product is annotated as Carnitine O-acetyltransferase. Gene Ontology annotation, biological process: carnitine metabolic process. Lineage: Eukaryota; Fungi; Ascomycota; Eurotiomycetes; Eurotiales; Trichocomaceae. The record is from RefSeq and is a predicted model, not a curated record. The transcript is spliced from 4 exons. Gene Ontology annotation, molecular function: carnitine O-acetyltransferase activity. Gene Ontology annotation, cellular component: mitochondrion. Bases 1 to 2493 code for a protein of 830 amino acids.